Hibiscus syriacus is the source of this 1340-nucleotide messenger RNA. RefSeq lists its product as uncharacterized. The record is from RefSeq and is a predicted model, not a curated record. Lineage: Eukaryota; Viridiplantae; Streptophyta; Magnoliopsida; Malvales; Malvaceae. The transcript is spliced from 5 exons. The coding region runs from base 110 to 1204 and encodes 364 amino acids.
AUUCAAAAUUCUCACUUUCAGAACCCAACCAAAAAAAAAAAAAUCUCUCAAUCGUUUACCUCAUCCUCUUCCUCUUAUCCUUGUAACUCAGCUAUCAAGAAAGUCGCAAAUGGGAGCAAAAACACGGUCUCAACACUCAUCAGAGCGUCAGAAGUGGGAUCAAAUAUUUGAGGGUUUAGUUAAGAUACUCAAAACCCAGCAACUACAGCUUGAAACUCUGGCUAAAGAACGAAAAAUUAUCGAAGAUCGGAUCAAGAUGCAAUAUGAACGGUGGGUAUCUGAUGUUCGCCUUUAUGAAGAUCACAUUUCUCAGAUGAAAAGUGAGUUGCAAUCGGAAGAGAUGGCUCGUGUGCUUGAGGCUACAAAAGCCGAUAUGAUGGUAGGAUUGAAGCACAGAGAAGCUUUUCUUUGCGAAAUGAAAUUAGAGGAAACGGAGGCUGAAUUAACUGAUUUCAGAGUCUGGUUUAACAUCCUCGGUAAAAGUUCAAAAGAUAUUUCUCAAAGGGAUCCCAUCGAAACCAAAAAAGGAAUGUCGGGAGGCAAGCGUAGUGGUUCAAAGUCUGUUACUUUGGAAACAUUGGAAGACAAUGUAAGAAGGCUAAAGCUUCAAUACGAAAAUCUUGUUUCAGAGAAGAGUUCUCAAGCCACUGCACUUAUGGCAGAGAAUAAGUUUGCAUGGAAUCAGUUUAAUAUUCUGGAAAGUCGGUACACGGAUAAAUUAAACAGCAAGCAGUCUGAACUUGAAAAGGCUAACAAGCGAAUCGAGGCACUUAUUUCCCAUAUGGAGGAGCUGAGAUCAUCAAAUGCUGAAAAGGAUGAAAUAAUUGAGAGAUUAAAAGCUGAAUUGUCUCAGAAGGAGGCUGAUGCAAGUAGAUUCCGAGAGGCUUCUAAAAUUCCUCGAGAUGUAGAAUUGUCAAGGAAGUCCACAACUGCUUCUCAUACACCUGUAAUAAAACGAUGCACUGCAGGUGGAAAAACUUCCAUUCUUAGAGGUAAGAAUGGAAGCAGGGAUAGAUGCAACAUUAUUGUCCGGACAGAAGACUCUAUCCCUAGUGUUCCUGAUAUUCAAAAGAACAAUGAAAAGGGAAGCAGAAGCACAAAGAGGAAAAAGGACGAUGCUAUACCCCCUUCUGAAACUCUGAAAUUGUUCACUUCUACGUUCAAAGUUCCCAGAUUGAAAACCUCGUCUCCCGAUACAGGAUGACCAUCUAUCUUCUUGGCUACGGAGGUUGCUCUUCUAUGUACUUUUUUUUGUUUAUUAAGCUGAACCUUAGCAGUUGUAUCUUUAACCGAUGUGCAUUAGUCCCAUUCCCUGGAGGCUGGAGCAAGUGUUUGUGUAU